Molecule: messenger RNA, 2281 nt
Organism: Exaiptasia diaphana
Lineage: Eukaryota; Metazoa; Cnidaria; Anthozoa; Actiniaria; Aiptasiidae
Product: clustered mitochondria protein homolog
Exons: 15
Coding region: 1-1197 (398 amino acids)
Biological process (GO): intracellular distribution of mitochondria
Cellular component (GO): cytoplasm
Molecular function (GO): mRNA binding; protein binding
Source: RefSeq, a predicted model, not a curated record
AUGCAAAAGGUUUUUAUUAAAAAGAAGAAAACCAAAAAGAAGUCUUCAAGCAAACCACAAUUAUCMAAUAGCAUUCAAGCUGCAACUUGGGCCUCUCUAACUCCUGAUGAUCUUUGGAGGACCAUUGUGUCUGAUAUUAAGUCCAACUUUGGCUAUGACUUGCUGUGUGACAAUUGUGAUGCCGCUGUGGCAAGAUAUGGCAUUCAGAAAAUUUCAUUAUUGAGGUCUUUGUGCAUUAAAACUGGGGUACAAAUUCUUCUUCGUGAAUAUGACUUUAAUAGUACAAAGCAUCCCACUUUUAAAGAGGAGGACAUAAUGAAUUUGUUCCCUAUUGUUAAACAUACAAAUCCCAAGGCUUACGAUGCUUCUGCUGUAUUUGAUGCUGCAAAUGGGAAACUGCAGACUGGUUUUCUGGGUGAAGCCCAUGAGUUGAUGGUUGAGGCUCUUAACCUAUUCCACCAAGUUUAUGGACCUCUUCAUCCAGAUGUUGCUCUUUGUUACAGAUCAAUAGCAAGAUUGCACUAUUUGGCAGAUGAUGCUGUGCAGGCUGUUGCCUAUCAGAAGAAGGCAGUGAUCGUAUGUGAACGUGUCCAUGGAAUUGAUCAUCCUGAUACCAUCAUUGCAUAUGUUCACUUGGCUCUUUAUUGUCAUAAUUGCGGAAUGGUAUCUGCUGCCCUCAAACUGAUGUAUCGCGUCAGGUACUUGGCUUUGUUGAUAUUUGGAGAAGGUCACCCAGACAUGUCAACAUUUGAUAGCAAUAUUGGACUCAUGCUUCAUGGCCAGCGUGAAUUCAAAAUUUCAGAGAAGUUUAUGGAAAAAGUUCUUGAUGUUCAACUGAAAUAUCAUGGAAUGUCGAGCGUUCACACUGCUAUGAGCUUUCAUCUACUAGCCCGUGCAAAGGCCUGUGUGAAUGAUUAUCGUGCUGCCCUUCAAAAUGAAAAGCUAGCUUAUGGUGUUUAUAAGUCCAAGUUUGGAGAAGAUGAUCCCCGCACAAGAGAAAGUUAUGAUUACCUGAAGCACUGUACUAGACAAGCAGUUGCCAUUCAGAAAAGGAUCAAUGAAUUGGCAGGAAGUAGAUUGAAAGAUGUCACCUCUAGGGACUCUGAUAAUGUGGAUGUUGCUCAAGAUAUCUCACAGCUKAUGGGAAUUCUGAGUGGUUUAAAGGAAGGUCCAGUUAGAGCACCAACAACUCAAUGAUCACCAAGAGUGCAACUGGCACAUGUUCUUUUUAAAACAUUCGUGCAUUCAUCUCCUAGUAAUAAGGUGGAUUAUCAUAUUGAAAUACCAAAUCGAUUAUUUGAUGUUUGAAAGAUGACCAACCUCUAAAGCAAUUAUUUACCUAUACUCUGGUAUAUUCGGAUUACAUUUUAUGCAAGUGAUUAUUGAUUUGCAUCCUAAUUAACAUAUGCGGUGUUUUCACAAAAACUCGAUUUUUUCAGAAAAUUGUUCCGUUUUAUUUUGAUAGAAAUUUGAGAAUUUGUAUAUAUAUAUACUUAAAACAAUAUCAUAAGUCAUUCUUCGACUUUUUUUAUCAUGAUAUUCACUCUUCCGAGACUUCGGCUCCAAAGAAAAAUUGACCUGAUUGUAUAAUUAUGAGUGGAACAUCAAAUAACCGAUUUGGCAUUUUUCAUAUGAUGAUCCAGUGGCUUCUCUGCAAAAUAAGAGUUAGAAAGCUUUGGUGUUUCUCUCCGGUUAUAGAUAUAUAAUUUUUUUGCUAUAUCUCUCUUUAUCAUUCAAUAUGUCAUGAAUGUCCUUGUCUUCGAUGUGUAAAGAGAAGUUUCUUUUCAUGUUAAAGAAGUGAACUGCAGGGAUGCUUAACUCAAAUUACUGUCAACAACAAAAACAGUCGCAAGACCACUAGAAUUUGCUUUUCGUACAAGGAGUGCUUGGGUCUCUUGCUGUUGCAUCCAAGAAUGACGAAUUAUAAAAACAAAUUAUAAUAACUUCCGUGAAAAGUUAGCUGCAUCAGCAAUCCUCAGUCAUGAAUAGUCAGCAUUAGACUAAUGGAUAUGUAUUGUGAUGAAGCACUUAAUGAGUAUUAUUUCCAUCAUUAACAAAAUUGCAUUUUCGAGUCUUCAAAAAAAAAAUCAUGUUUUUCAACUUGUGGAUUCUUGGGGAUUUUUUUUGACAUCGAAACGUUCAAGAUUUAUUCUGGGUUUCCCCAUACAAUGACUCUGAGGAAUCAUCAAUGAUAGCUGGGGUACUUACUGUGCACAUGCUCACGGCAAGUAAUUUGAUUAUUGAUAAUAAAACUUAUUUACACACGACUAGUCAGUUUUAA